UAUUAAUAAUGUCAUAUUCACAAGUUCAAUUUAGUGACAUGUAAUCAACGUUCAUUAGCAACUAUAUGGAGAUGGAAGAGCCUGUACAAGAGAAAGAAUAGUAGGGGAAUUGGUGCCAACGUACAUUUGGUCCACUGAAAAAAGGUGGAAUAAGAAUGAGUAUAAUCAGUUUACUCGCUCCAUGCUUAGGUGUAGGGAUGUUAGGUUUACCAUGUAUAUAAAUUGAUUGUAUUUAAGAUAGAGCUAAAGAAUAGGGACUUAUAAUAGAAUUAGUGCUAAUUGCACUUUGUGGAAUAAUCUCAUGUAUAUCAAUGCACAUUUUGAGUUGGAGUGCAGGUGACUUAUAAUGUUCAUCUUUCAGCGAAUUGAUAUAAAUGAGUUUAGGAAAUAAGAUGAAGAGACUUUUUGAAAUAUUAACUAUCUGUUAAUGUUUAUUGGGAAUAACAUAAAUCUAGAUCUCUUUUCAAUUAUUUAUUUAUGAACUUUUCAAAUAUUUUGAGAUCACAAUUGACUAGAGAGAAUUGGCUAUCAUAACAUAACUAUUAUUCAUUAUUCCAAACCUUUUAAUUUCUUUUCAAAAGACUCUUUAUAGAUUAAGAUAUUUUUCAUUAAUUGGAGUAAUAUCUGUUAUUUAUAUAACCAUUCUUACAUCACUUGAUUAUUUUAUAAGAGGUUAAUAUAAAGAUAACAUUACACUCAAAUUGAUAGAUAUAGAUUUUAAUAUUUUUACAACUUUUGCAAUGACCUUCUUCUGUUAUUUAUGUCAUUUAUUUAUAUUUCCAAUUAGAAAAGAAUUACACAAUCCAACUAUCUAGCGUUAAUCUAAAAUAUGGAAAAGAUAAUGUUUAAUAUGUUACAUAAUUUAUUCAUUAAUUUGCAUUUGUGGAUAUUUAAGAUUUGGAGAUGAUACUUAGACUUGGGUUAUCAAUAACUAUCAUGGAGAUUUCUUUUUUAUUGGAAAAUUAGGAAUGUCAUUUGCUUUAUUCUUUGCGGUUCCUUUAAAUAUAUUAGCAUGUAGAUAGAUUAUUCAUGAUAUGCUAUUAUCAGAUGAAAUGGAAUAUUAACUUAAACAUAGAAGUUUAAGAAUCUAAGCUCAAGAUGGUAAAAUCACUUUUGAAGUUGAUAGUGUUGAUUCUUUUAGAUCUAAAAUUCAUAUCUAUUCUACAUUAAUACUUCAAUUUGGUAGUGCUAUACUUGCUCUCAUUUUACCUAAUAUUAAGUAAUUUCAUUAUUAUCAUAUUUAAAGCCGCUACAUCACUUUAUUAGGAGGACUUUUAGGUACAACUAUGGUCUGUCUGAUUCCGGUCUUGAUCUAUUUGAGAGAAUACAGAGAUAAAUUGAAUUACUACAUAGUUAUUUUAGAGAUUAUGGGAGUUGUAUUUGGUUGGAUAGGAGCUCUAUAUGGUUAAUUUUGA
Molecule: messenger RNA, 1415 nt
Organism: Paramecium sonneborni
Lineage: Eukaryota; Ciliophora; Oligohymenophorea; Peniculida; Parameciidae
Source: the annotation of a GenBank genome assembly